Meloidogyne enterolobii is the source of this 1062-nucleotide messenger RNA. The record is from the annotation of a GenBank genome assembly. NCBI's taxonomy places the organism in Eukaryota, Metazoa, Nematoda, Chromadorea, Rhabditida, Meloidogynidae.
AUGGACGAAAGUCCUUUUACUAUUAUCGGUACUUCAACAACAACAACAAUUACCCCUUUAAAAUUAUUUACUUCUAACAACAAUAACAACCCUUCUGUAAAUAUAAGUAAUGAAAAUAAUUUAACAACAAAUUCUAUUUUUAUGGAAGAACCUCCAGUUGAAGCUUGGUGUUUUGAUUUACUUUUAUUUUAUCGAAGUCUUGGGGAUGAUGACCCUCAAGCUAAGAAAAUGCUUGCAGAAUUGGAAGCAUAUGAAAGAUUCUCAUUUGUAGUUAAUGGAUUAAUUACUUGUUUAUUAGUUAGUUUUGGGCUUAUUGGAAAUGCUUUAUUUGUUUAUCAAUUACAUAACAAAUCCAAUCACUUUUCUCGCCGUCUAGCCAAACAUUUAACAGCUUUAUGUAUUUGGGAUAUUGCCCUUUUAUGUUGUUGCCUUUGCUCUUAUGGUUGGGUUUUUAAUUUACAAAAAAUUGUUCUUAAAAAUAUUUUUAAAGGUAUUAUUUGUAUGUGCCUAGGUAUUUUACCUUUUGUUGGAGUAACUGCUUAUUUACUUUAUUUAUUCCAACCAUUUGCCAGUUUUUGUGUUACUGGAACUAUUUGGCAAGUAUUAGCAAUUACAAUCGAAAGACACAAAGCUGUUUCCCGUCCAUUAGAACAGCGUACUCGAAAAGGACAAUUCUCUUUACGUUCAAUAUUUUCUUGUAUUGUUUUUGGGGCUUUUGCUUUGAAUUUUCUGGCUGUUCCUUUUGAAAGGGCUUUAAUAGAUUGUUAUGAAUUUCGUUCUAAUGGAUUUGAAGUUAGAACAAUGAUUGUACAACGAGAAUUGGUAAACAAUCAGUAUUAUGCCAUAUUAUCUCAUUUAAUUCCGGAUUUAAUAUUUCGAGCACCAACACCAAUAGUUAUUAUAGCUAUAUUAACUGUUAGAACAUUACAAAUAGCUAGUGCCCAAAGAACUGUUGGACACCAACAAAUAAUUCCUCAAAGACAGAGAGCUUUGGGAAGAAAUGUUCAUUUAAUGUUGACGUUUCUGUCAAUUAAAUUCAUUAUUUGUAAUAGUAAGUUUUAA